AUGGAACGCAACGCGAGCACGAGCGUCGACUUCCCGUUCUUGCUCUCCGAAGAGCUCACCUACGCGCCCGCGCAGACCGGCUACCCGUUGUACGUCACCGCGCAGCGCGUGCGGCCCGCCGCCGCGUCCUCGGUCUCCGUCUCGCCGGAAGACCCCGAGGGGCUCACGCUCGUCGUCCUGCACUCGACCUCCUUCCACAAGGAGACCUGGUUCCCUGCGCUCGACGACCUCUUCGCCCGCCUCGCCCAAUCGCCGCCACCGCCACCACCAUUGUCAUCGCAAUCACGUGCCUCGCCCGCCGCACCCAAGAUCGCAGAGGCUUACCUGAUCGAGUGCCCGAACCACGGCCGGUCCGCGGUGCUCAACGAGCGCCUCCUCGCCGCGCACGACUUCCCGGGCGAUAACGCGUGCGCGCGCUACGCCGACGCCGCCGCGCACUUCCUCCUCGCCACGCCCUCCAUCGUCGGUUCUUCCCCCAACAGCGGCAACCACAGCCCUAGGCGCCGCCCGCGCCAGCUCGUCGCGAUCGGGCACUCGCUCGGCGGCGUCGCCGCGGCCCUCGUCGCGUCGCACCCGGCCCUCGCCCCGCUCUUCCGCGCCGCCGUGCUCGUCGAGCCGAUGCUCUCCCCGCCGCCGCUCGGCAACGCGGCGCUCUUCCCGCUCCGCAAAGCGCUCCUCCGCUCCGCGUACGAGCGCGUCGACGUCUGGCGCUCCCGGACCAAAGCCUACGCCUACUUCUCUCCCCCGCCCCACCCAACCCAGGACGGAGGGGCGAAGAAGGGCGGCAAGACGACGACGCGGUGGGACGACCGCGUCGCGCGCUGCUUCGUGCGCUACGCCGUGCGCGACCACCCCGCGCGCGAGAGGGGGGAGUACGACGGCGUCACGCUCUGCUGCGCGCGCGAACAGGAGGCGGCGAUGUACCGCGACUGCCGCGGGCCGGUCGAGCCCGUGCCCGCGCUCGCGCGCCUCGCGCGCCGGAUCCCGGUCCACCUCGUCCUCGGCGAGGUCAAGGACUGCGUGCCGGGGAACGUGCACGACGCGCUCGUACGCGAGUGCGCGUGGCGCGGGGUCGACGUCAUGCCGGGCGUGGGACACCUCGCGGUGCAGACCGCGCCUGGGGCGGUGGCGGGCGCGGUGUGGGAGGCGUUGGGCGCGUGCGUGAGGGAGGGCGCGUUCGUGGUCGAGCCUGGGGUGAGGGGGGACAGGGAGGAGGGCGAGCGCGAGCGCGAGGCCGCGAGGGCGUGGGGAUACGAGCGGGAUAUGGGCGGGCUGCAGUACCACGUCGUCGCGGCGGCUAUGAGCAAGUUGUGAAGGACCGGUCCAACGAUCGCUCCGGAACGGCCGUUAUGACGGAGACGUCGUGCGGCUCGCGAUCUGCAGUAGCCUCAGCCAACGCUCCGAUGAGGCCUGAUCCGACACUGUUCGAGACGUACACGAACGUCGAAGGCUCUAUGGGCAUCGCACGCCCCCCGCUUGCAACCUCGUUUGCCCCCACUUCAAGCGCUCCGCGCAUGGGUCACCCUUACUCGCAUUUCACCCACCAAAACAGGGCCUCGGAUGCGAAAUCGCGAGCUCCAUUUGUACAAAUACGCUCAGCCACACGAACAAACUACGAAGAACGACCGACCAUGAACGACAUCUCGUAUACCCUUCAUCUCUCUCGC
Molecule: messenger RNA, 1667 nt
Organism: Punctularia strigosozonata HHB-11173 SS5
Lineage: Eukaryota; Fungi; Basidiomycota; Agaricomycetes; Corticiales; Punctulariaceae
Exons: 3
Coding region: 1-1314 (437 amino acids)
Source: RefSeq, a predicted model, not a curated record